AGCCGGUCUCAGACCAAAGUUUAGACAGUUUGUGAGGGCAGAUGCAGAGAGCUGCCCCUGUAGGGAACAAGAGACGGGAGAAAUGUGUAUUUAUGUAUUUAUUUAUUUAGUUUAGGGUUCUAUCAUCCAAAGAAACUUUCAUCACUAUUUUUUUCUUGGUGGAUUACUUGGAGCUGACUCAUCCAGGAUUAAAAGGACUCUGUGUUUUUACCUAAAGCUAUGGUGGCUUACGAUGAUCUGGGUAGCUUGGUGCCUAUCAAACGGACUUUACAAGUGAUAGACUGCCAGAACCAAGCCAACAAGGAAUCAGAGGAACCCAGCAACAAGCGUGUCCGUUCUCUCGGCAGGGUGACGUCUCUAGCCAACCUCAUCUCUCCGAAGCAUGGGGCCGUCCGGCGCUUCGGCCAAUCCAUCCAAGCCUCUUUCAGAGGUGAUGGCAAGUUGCCGGGCGUGCCCCAGAAGCCUUGUGGCAAGGCGGCAGUCCCCACACCGCCUAAAAGGAGGAACAGCACCCUGUGGUCGGAGACAAUAGACGUCAACCAGAAGGGAACUUUCUCCAUCAAAGAGAUCAAGAGACAGGAGGCCAUAUUUGAGCUGUCUCGUGGUGAGCAGGACCUGAUCGACGACCUGAAGCUUGCACGCAAGGCGUAUCACGACCCUAUGCUGACGCUCUCCAUCAUGUCUGAGGAGGAGCUAACGCACAUCUUUGGUAACCUGGAUGCCUACAUUCCUCUGCAUGAAGACCUGCUGGUUCAGCUUUCCAAAGUAACAGAUCCGGAUGGGACAGUGGGAGAAAUUGGACAGAUCUUUGCAAACUGGCUGCCAAGGCUCAAUGCCUACAAGGACUACUGCAGCAACCAGCUGGCAGCCAAAGCCCUGCUGGACCAGAAGAAACAGGACCGACGGGUGCAGGAUUUCCUGCAGCGCUGCAUCGAGUCCCCUUUCAGCCGGAAGCUGGACCUGUGGAGCUUCUUGGACAUCCCACGCUCUCGCCUGGUCAGAUACCCACUGCUGCUCAAACAGAUCCUGAAGCACACUCCACCAGAGCACCCUGAUGCUGCCAGCCUUGAAGAAGCAAUUACCAUCAUUCAGGGUGUUCUGUCUGACAUUGAUAUAAAGAAGGGAGAGUCGGAGUGCCAGUACUACAUCAAGAAGCUGGAGUAUCUUGACGACAGGCAGAAGGACCCUCGCUUUGAACAGUGCAAGAGCCUUCUGUGUCACGGGGAGCUACGAAACAAGAGCGGCACGAAGCUGCAUGUGUUCUUGUUCACCGAACUUCUGGUCCUGACCCGCCCAGUUACUAGAAAUGAGCGCCAGUGCUUCCAAGUCUACAGACAUCCGAUCCCAGUUCAGGAUCUGGUGUUGGAGGACCUGCAGGAUGGAGACGUUCGAAUGGGUGGCUCCUUCAGAGGCGCCUUCAGCAAUGCAGAAAAAGCAAAGAACAUAUUCCGCGUGCGUUCCCAGGACCCAACCCAGGCGCAGUCCCACACGCUGCAGGUCAACGACGUCUUCCACAAGCAGCAGUGGCUCAACUGUCUCCGCAGCGCCAUCUCCGUCCACCGGCCUGUAAGCGAGCCUUCCACCCCAAGCCCAUCAAUGCGUGACGCCUGCUCCAAGCGCCGCCCAUCCUCCGCCUCUGCCAUCAUCCACGCGGAGGAACCAGAUGAAAACUGCUCACAGCGCGUCUCUCAGUCAGCUCCCAGCUCGCCAUGCAACAAUUCUAUACCCAGCCCCACCACACCAUCAUCUCCAUCAUCAUCAUCAUCAUCCUCAUCCUCAUCCUCGUUAUCGCCACUUUUUUCUCUAACAUCACACAAAACAAAAAAAGACAAAAAGUCUCUGUGUUCCUUAGGGAAGAGGAAAGAGACAAUGGUGUGAAGUGAGAGGGAGGAAACGGACUUCUGAGCGGACACUUUUUUGCUUUUUGUACAUAAAACAGUGAAACGAGGGGUUUGUAUUUAUGUGUGUCUGUGUUAUUACCGCAGUGUUCUGUGUUACUGUCCUCUUCGGCAGCUAUCUACAAGUUCAUCCAUCAGAGACGGUAUUCUGGAGCAUGCGCGACUCCCACCGGCUCUAAAAGGGAGGCACAGCGAGGAAAAACAACCCCAAGAAUCUGUCUCAAGAUUGAUGAUUUCUUGAAGGAGGAGGUGGCGAUCAAACUUUGUUUACUAUUAAUUUGAUAUUUAAGCAUUAUUUUAGACCUGUUCUGGGAGGCAAAUGAAAGUUUUACAUUUUUAUACUUUUUUUUAAAAUAGUUUUUCUUUUGUUAUUAAGCAGCACUGUUCUAGCCUUAGGAACAUGUUUUCCUUUCUUUGUUGUUGAGGGUGUUCAGGUGAGGAAACAAAAGAAGUGAAUCCCACCAAAGGAUGAGAAGUACAACAUGAAACUAUAAAUUAAACAGAUGACGUGUCUUAUUUUGAUGCAUUCCUUAAUUACACCGAUUUUGAAUCCUGGACACUGUUGGAUUCACCUACAGAGGCAUUACUUUGAAUCCAGAACGGAUGAGAUUUCUGUUUCUCACUGAGAAGAGCAACAAUUUGGAAUCAUACCAGAGAUGAUAAGUUUUGUUUUGAAACAAAAUUUUGAACUGAGCCAUGUUGGCUUUUUUAAGCUGACUUUUCUGAAUGAAAUGGAUCAUUUUUCUGUGUAGCAUCUUGCAUGAAGCUUUAGUUGUAAACACUGCUUGAACAGUCGAGGCAACAAGAAGUUGAACGCUGUCCUUUAGGACAGGAGAGGACAGGAAGAGUAGUUGUUGAUGAGAAAAUGUUGAGACGUGAAGAGAUUAGAAGCAUGAUGGGAAAAGUUGUGUUUUGGAACUGAAAUGGACUUCACUGGAGUGAAGUGGAAUCCAGUUUGAAGCUGGUGGUUUUAUAAAGAGAUGGAAAUUGAUGGGAAACGUAAGUAAGGGUGGCUGUGAAAUGGUUUUUGUAUGUGGACAAGAUGGUUUUCUUUGGUUGUUCAGAUUGAAAUGAAAGAAAGAUGCAACACGUUUGCCACAAAUUUAUGUAAUAAAAAAAAACAAUAAAGAUCUGUGAGAAAAGAAA
Messenger RNA from Nothobranchius furzeri (turquoise killifish), 3044 nucleotides. It is a transcript of the gene net1, whose product is annotated as neuroepithelial cell transforming 1. Gene Ontology annotation, biological process: intracellular signal transduction; positive regulation of Rho protein signal transduction. Lineage: Eukaryota; Metazoa; Chordata; Actinopteri; Cyprinodontiformes; Nothobranchiidae. The record is from RefSeq and is a predicted model, not a curated record. Gene Ontology annotation, molecular function: guanyl-nucleotide exchange factor activity.